Phascolarctos cinereus (koala) is the source of this 2986-nucleotide messenger RNA. RefSeq names its product serine/threonine kinase 32A (gene STK32A). Gene Ontology annotation, biological process: protein phosphorylation; regulation of signal transduction; G protein-coupled receptor signaling pathway. Gene Ontology annotation, molecular function: G protein-coupled receptor kinase activity; G protein-coupled receptor binding; ATP binding. NCBI's taxonomy places the organism in Eukaryota, Metazoa, Chordata, Mammalia, Diprotodontia, Phascolarctidae. The record is from RefSeq and is a predicted model, not a curated record.
GAGGGAGAGCGAGAGCAAAGCAGCUCACAUCUGCUGUUUGUCUGCAGCCACAGCUUCAGGUAGUCGCUUCUCUUCCCCUGGAGCCACUAGCAUUCGCUAGUCACAGUCUCCCCAGCUCCUUGCUAACAAGGAUGUCCAACCUGAAACUUCCAUACAUCGUCUAAAGAGAAGAGGGGUGCCUGUGCCAGACCCUUUAGCACUUUUUACACCAAAACAAUGUAAUUGCAGAUUCCACCUUUUGGAAGAUUUCAUCAUGGGAGCAAACACUUCUAGCAAACCUCCAGUGUUUGAUGAAAAUGAAGAUGUCAACUUUGAUCACUUCGAAAUUUUGCGUGCCAUUGGAAAAGGCAGUUUUGGAAAGGUCUGCAUUGUACAGAAGAAUGAUACCAAGAAGAUGUACGCCAUGAAGUACAUGAACAAACAGAAGUGUGUCGAGCGCAAUGAAGUAAGAAAUGUCUUCAAGGAACUUCAGAUCAUGCAAUGUCUGGAACACCCUUUCCUGGUUAAUUUGUGGUACUCCUUCCAAGAUGAGGAGGACAUGUUCAUGGUGGUAGAUCUCCUACUGGGUGGUGAUCUGCGUUAUCACCUGCAGCAAAAUGUCCGCUUCCAAGAAGACACAGUGAAACUCUUCAUCUGUGAGCUCUCCAUGGCACUGGACUACCUCCAGAAUCAACGCAUCAUCCAUAGGGACAUGAAGCCCGACAACAUUUUACUUGAUGAGCAUGGACACGUGCACAUUACAGAUUUCAACAUUGCUGCCAUACUGACCAAGGAAACGAAAAUCACCACAGUUGCUGGCACCAAACCUUAUAUGGCCCCUGAGAUGUUCAACUCAAGAAGACAAACAGGAUACUCCUUUGCUGUUGACUGGUGGUCCCUGGGAGUGACUGCUUAUGAGCUGCUGAGAGGCCGGAGGCCAUAUCAGAUUCGCUCUGGCACAUCCACUCAUGACAUAGCUCACAUGUUUAAGACAGCAAUUGUGACCUACCCAGCUUCGUGGUCAAUAGGAAUGGUGACACUGCUGAAAAAGUUGCUCGAACAAAAUCCUGACCACAGAUUUUCUCAGCUAUCAGAUGUCCAGGACUGCUCCUACAUGGCUGAUGUGAAUUGGGAUGCAGUUCUGCAGAAGAGGCUGAUUCCAACUUUCAUUCCUAAUAAAGGCAGGCUGAACUGUGAUCCCACCUUUGAACUUGAAGAAAUGAUCCUAGAGUCCAAUCCCCUUCACAAGAAAAAGAAACGACUGGCAAAGAAAGAGAAGGACGCCAGAAAAUGUGACUCUUCCCAGCAGGUUUGCCUUCUUCAGGAGCACCUUGAAUCAGUCCAGAAGGAAUUCAUUAUUUUCAACAGAGAAAAGGUAAGAAGGGAACACAAUGAGAAGCUGGCACACGCCAAAGACCCAGAAGAUGGUCAGAACAACAACCUGUGAGAUCUUCUCCAUCCUCUUCCCACAGCGUUAAUGACUGCUCUGCACGUGGGCACUGUGCCAUGUGCUUCUGAGUCCUCCAUUUAGAAUGCUCACACAGUAGUUCUCGCCUCCCCCCACCGGCACUUACAGAUGCCCACUGCACGCUAUGGUGGAGCACUAGACCAGAAGCCAGGAGACCGGGGAUCUAGUCCCAGUUCUGCCACUUAUCAACUCUGUGUGACCUUGGGCGAGUCACCCCCUCCCUGAGGCUCCGUUUCCCUCAUCUAUACAAUGAGAUAAUCUGAUACAGAUCCCUGUUAGCUCUAAUAGUCCAUGAUUAUAAAAAGUGUUGGAGGUUCAUGCUUUAGUGUAGUACAAAGAAUGUAGGACUUAGACUAAGAAAGAUCUGGGUUCAAAUCCCAGCACUGACACACUGUGGCCACUGGCAAACAGCUUUACCUUUCUGAGCCUCGGUGGAUAAUGGGGAUAGUAAUAUUUACACUACCUAUACAAGACCUACCUCACAGGGUUGUUGUGAGGAAAACACUGUAUAGUUGUGAGUUCUUAUUAUAUUUAACCCCUUUUCUCCUCCUUGUCACACUGUGGAAAAUGUAAGGAUUGGGGUGAGGCCUUUCCAUCCUCGAAAACUAACAAAAGGGGGUCGGAAUGCCUUAGCCCAUCUGAGUAUGAAGUAGAGGAUUCUGUCAAGAAAAAAAAAAAAGAAUGGGACUUAACCAUAAGGAUUUAUGUGAAAGAGAACCCCCAAAACAGGGGCCUUCUCACAGUAGCAUGGCCCUUCAGCACUAACCAUCUCAUUUAACUAGGAACUGCUUUUAUCUGGCUAAAUCCCAGGAAACACCAGAAAAGAAUACUGUCAGAUGUAAAACACACCCGCCAUUUUGUGGUGACAUAUGGGGGACCAGCAUCAAUGCGUAGAGAAGUUUGAUCUGACGUCUAGCAGGAUGUCCUUCAGUGUGAGAGAUGAGCUAACCAAGAAACACUGAUGAUGUCUCUUUCUUGCCAAUUCUAGGGCAAGUUGGUGACUGAUCGAGGAAGCAGCCUCCUAGGAAUGAGGGCUUGUGAGAAAGCCAGAGAUGGGAAUGGGGCGAGAAAGAGAUGGAAAGUGAGAGUGCUAACUGGCUAUACUCCCCUAGAGGGUGCAGGCAUGAAGUGGGGAGUCAACAUCUGCUCGUGUUUACAGCUUUCAAUGUACUGAACUAAGAGACCUUAAGCUCCAGCAGUGCUAGGAAGAAGAGUCUCUUUCCUUGCCAUUAAAAAAAAAGGGAGGUUUUGUUUUCUUUGCAAGGAAGUAGCACAAAUAUCUUUUUAAAUGUUUGUAAAAACAACCACCAAACAAAACACUGUCCACCUCCACCUCUUGUGUUCCCCUCCACCUAAAUCACUCCGGCUCUCGUUGACUGGCCAACAACAGGUCCCAGCCCAAGCCUCACCUGGUCACAGUGUGGAUUCUCAUGGCUCAGUGGCCAGGGAGUGUAUUUAUUACAGGAGUGCAAAUAGCCAUUGUUUCUGUUUUGGCCAGAAACCCCGAGGGUCUUCCCCUCCCAGACUGAUUUUUUUUUC